Messenger RNA from Funneliformis geosporum, 290 nucleotides. Lineage: Eukaryota; Fungi; Glomeromycota; Glomeromycetes; Glomerales; Glomeraceae. The record is from the annotation of a GenBank genome assembly.
GAAUCGGAACACUAAAUGGCAGAAUAUUCAAUGCUGGACCAUCUAGCAAUAUGACACGAAAUAAGGCGAAAAAAAUCAAUGAAUAUUUCUUCCAUGAUAUAAUUCCAUCACAACCUCAUGAAAAUGUCAAUACGGGUCACGAAAAUGAAAAAUCCACUCUAUCAAGUCCUUCACAAGAUGAACAAGAGAAUUAUAUAGGAAAUCCUGAAUACUUUGAUAAACUCAUAGAUAAUGUGGACUUAUCUUAUAUUGGAGGAGAGGAAGAACCUGUACCAUCACCCCCAAAGUAA